UUACAAUCAAAGGAAAAUUAUAGAGUGAAGAGAGUGAACUUGACUAAGACAAGCAUGGCUGUGAAGCUCAUUUACCUCUGUCUCUUCGUAUACAUUGUCCUACUAAUUUCAGAAGGGGUGGCUACUACUCAAGGUCGGACUAUGACCGCAACUGCGAGAGGACGAGGUGGGAAGAGUGGUCGGACGGAAUGGUUAUACGUAGCCGGAGAAUGUGCUAAGUUACCACGUUGCAACAAAUAUUGUGUCUCUAAUGGGUUUCAUCUUGGUGGGUUUUGUAAGAAAUUGUCACCUCAAGCUUCCUCUCUUUUUUGUGUUUGUAAAUAUACGUAGCUAAGGUUUCAUAGAACUCACUGACUUCCUCUUUGUUGUUGUUGUUGGCCGGGAGAGAUAAUAAUUAAAGAGUUCUUCAGAA
Molecule: messenger RNA, 412 nt
Organism: Capsella rubella
Lineage: Eukaryota; Viridiplantae; Streptophyta; Magnoliopsida; Brassicales; Brassicaceae
Product: defensin-like protein 37
Exons: 2
Coding region: 55-330 (91 amino acids)
Source: RefSeq, a predicted model, not a curated record